CUAUUCAAUUAGUUUUAACGCAACCAUAGAAUAACCACUUGAAUUUGGACCCCAAAACCCGACCUAAAUCCCGACUUGCUCUGCCAAAACCUCCAGUUCAAUGGCUUCCCUCUCUAAUGGCCGAGACUUCCAGCUCUCUCCACUCGCCGGCGUACGUCUUCCUCCUCCGAGCCGGCCACCGUCUUCGGCCGCUCCACCAGGCCCACGCCCACAUCAUCGUCUCCGGCCUCCACCGCUCCCGUUCCCUCCUCACCAAGCUCCUCUCCUUCGCUUGCUCCGCCUCCGCCCCCACGUCGUACACCCUCCUCCUCCUCCACUCCAUCCCCGAACCCGACUCCUUCCUAUUCUCCUCCAUCAUCCGAGCCUCCUCUCGCUCCUCUUCUCCCUCUUCCUCCCUCCUCUUCUACUUCCUCAUGCUGUCGCUUCGCGUCCCUCCCUCAAACUACACCUUCACCUCUGUUCUCAAGUCUUGCGCUGACCUCUCAGCUUCAAGAAUUGGAACUUCCAUCCAUUCCCAUCUUCUGUUCCAUGGUUUCGAUCAGGAUUCUUAUGUUCAGACCGCGUUGUUGGUGUUCUACGCGAAAUGCGGUGAUUUGGUUGUUGCUCGGAAGGUGUUUGAUAGAAUGCCUGAGAGAAAAGUCGUUGCUUGGAACGCUAUGAUUUCUGGUUACGAGCAGAAUGGUAUUGGUGAGGAAGCCAUUGAGGUGUUUCACAAGAUGAGAGAUGCAGGAAUUUUGCCUGAUUCUGCAACCAUGGUGAGCUUGUUAUCUGCCUGCGCUCAAGUUGGUGCAUUGAGCUUGGGGCAGUGGGUCGAGAAUUACGUGAUGGAGAAUGGAUUGGAGUUGAAUGUGGUUCUUGGUACUUCUUUGAUCAACAUGUAUGCAAGGUGCGGACAUGUGAGGAAGGCGAGGGAGGUGUUUGAUAUGCUUCCCGAGCACAAUGUCAUUGCUUGGACAGCGAUGAUCGCCGCUUAUGGAAUGCAUGGUCGUGGAAGUGAAGCAAUGCAGCUCUUUGAUAGGAUGAGAAGCGAAGGCCCAUUGCCGAACGACGUCACAUUUGUGGCGGUAUUGUCUGCAUGUGCACAUUCGGGGUUGGUUUGCGAAGGCCGUGAGGCUUUUGAAUGCAUGAGCAGAGACUACCAGUUGGUUCCUAGAGUUGAGCAUCAUGUUUGCAUGGUUGAUAUGUUUGGAAGGGCUGGACUCUUAGAUGAAGCAAUGCGGUUCAUAAGAGAACGCAUACAAGUAGAGCCAGGAGCUGCGGUUUGGACAGCAAUGCUCGGGGCUUGUAAGAUGCAUAAGGAUUUCGAUCUCGGUGUUGAGGUGGCCGAGCGACUUCUUGCUAUAGAGCCGGAGAACCCCAGUCACUAUGUGCUUCUCUCAAACAUAUAUGCAUUGUCUGGCAGGAUGGAUAGAGUUGAGAAAGUUAGGAAUGUGAUGAUUCGCCAACGAUUGCAGAAGCAAACUGGCUAUAGCUUGAUAGAAAUUGAUAAUGUGCCUCAUGUCUUUCGUAUGGGCGAUACUUCGCAUCCGCAAACGAUGCAGAUAUAUAAUUAUUUAGAAGAAUUGAUGCAUAGGAUAAGGAAUGCAGGCUACAUGCCUGAAACUGAUUCUGUGUUGCAUGAACUCGAAGAAGAGGAGAGGGAGUACGCACUUAGAUUUCAUAGCGAGAAACUGGCGAUCGCAUUCGGUCUCAUGAACACUGGUGAUGAUGUUGUGAUUAGGAUUGUGAAAAACCUUAGAAUUUGCGGAGAUUGCCAUUUGGCUAUCAAGUUCAUGUCUGUCAUUGCGCGCAGAGAAAUCAUAGUCAGGGAUAAACAUAGAUUUCACCAUUUCAAAGAUGGUGAAUGUUCAUGCAAAGAUUAUUGGUGAAGUAUCAUAAUUCUUUUCAGGAAUGCAGGCAAUCCAUUUGAUGCAUGUUCUUGCUCUAAUUUUGAGAACAUGACAUUUUUUAGCUCAAUAAACCAUGAUCCGGGCGAAGCAACAACACCCAACCCUGGAACUGACUAAGUUGGCUACUUGGCUACGGCUUUUUAUAUUUUUGCUGUUUUCUGGUUUUAUUUUUUAUUUUUUAUUAAAAAA
Dioscorea cayenensis subsp. rotundata (Guinea yam) is the source of this 2078-nucleotide messenger RNA. RefSeq names its product pentatricopeptide repeat-containing protein At2g33760-like. Gene Ontology annotation, molecular function: RNA binding; zinc ion binding; protein binding. NCBI's taxonomy places the organism in Eukaryota, Viridiplantae, Streptophyta, Magnoliopsida, Dioscoreales, Dioscoreaceae. The record is from RefSeq and is a predicted model, not a curated record. Gene Ontology annotation, biological process: RNA modification.